AUGGCGGGUUCCAGUGGCCAGUUAUCAUGGAGAUAUUUUCUUCAAAGACCCCGGAAAUCCCACUCCGCUACAAUCUCAGACGCGCCGCAUGUUACUGCAAUCCGACCCGUCAAAGGUCUCGAGCCGCAUCUGUAUGAUUGCCUGGCUUCGACCUUCUAUCAGGACUAUCCGGCCGACAAACUGACCGUCUACUUCUGUGUCUCGUCCCGGAGUGACCCUGGUUAUCCGACCCUGCAGAAGGUUGUAUCGGAUUUUCCACACGCCGAUGCGCGCAUCUUUGUUGAAGAAGAGGAUCCUUUACUCCAGCCGAAACAGACUUACAGUUUGGGGCCGAAUCCAAAGAUCCGGAAUAUGAGUCGGGCUUACAGAGAGGCGAAGGGCGAUAUUGUCUGGAUCAUAGAUUGCAAUGUUUGGGUGGGCAACGGGGUCUGUGGGCGUAUGGUAGACCGGCUCUGCGGUCUUGGUGCUACGUCGGGCAAGAAGUACAAAUUUGUGCAUCACUUGCCGCUCGCGGUGGACGUUACUGGCGGUACCGAUUCGACAGAGGGGCCAGAGGCACUUGUGGGGUCUUAUACAAAUGGUAACGCAGCGCCGAACACUUCAGCAGCGUCCAUCCCCAAACAGGAAGAGGGUCCUCUUACAACAGGGGGGGGCCGCUUAGAAGAAUUGUUCCUGUCGUCUUCCCAUGCAAAAAUGUACACCGCGAUUAACACGGUCCUCAUCGCUCCGUGUAUCGUGGGCAAAUCCAACAUGUUCCGCCGGUCCCACCUCGACUACCUGACGACACCGUCACCUACCGAUCCCCGCCAACGCAAUCCUGGUAUCGAUUACUUUUCGGACAAUAUCUGCGAAGACCAUUUGAUCGGAGAUCUUCUUUGGAAGAAGCAGGUCCGCGAAGAGAAAGAGCAAGGCGAGCGCUUUGGCAAGCACGGCAUGGUCUUUGGAGAUCUAGCGAUUCAGCCUGUCGCAAAUAUGAGUGUCAGAGACUAUCUCGCGCGCCGAGUCCGGUGGUUACGUGUCCGCAAGUUCACCGUUCUCCUGGCGACAUUGGUAGAGCCAGGCACGGAAUCCUUGCUGUGCUCAGGCUACGGGGCUUGGGGAGUGACCACAUCCCUGGCUCAGUUCUUACAGGAGAAAGGGUUUAGUUUUGCAAACUACAUGACUACGUGGACUGCCUUUUUCGCGUUUUUCUUCCUCUCUUUGGCCAUGUGGAUAUUCACCGAUUGGACUCUGUAUAUCAAAUUGCAUUCUGCCAAGUCCGUUGAACUCGACAAGCACACGCCGUCAUUUGCACGACCUCCGUCUCACGUUUGGACCAGACGAAGCUUCCUGCAAUGGUUUUCGGCCUGGCUUGGACGCGAGUUCUUGGCCCUGCCCAUCUGGAUCUGGGCCUUUUACGGCGGCGUGACCGUCACCUGGCGAAACCGGCAGUUCCGAGUUGGAUUAGAUAUGAAAGUUCGAGAAGUCGGCAGUGCGAAGCCAUCGCAGCCUCACCCCAAGCAGACACCGACCACCCGAGAAGACUAA
Messenger RNA from Aspergillus alliaceus, 1527 nucleotides. RefSeq names its product putative ceramide glucosyltransferase. The record is from RefSeq and is a predicted model, not a curated record. Gene Ontology annotation, biological process: glucosylceramide biosynthetic process. The transcript is spliced from 2 exons. Gene Ontology annotation, cellular component: membrane. The coding region runs from base 1 to 1527 and encodes 508 amino acids. Gene Ontology annotation, molecular function: ceramide glucosyltransferase activity. NCBI's taxonomy places the organism in Eukaryota, Fungi, Ascomycota, Eurotiomycetes, Eurotiales, Aspergillaceae.